UUGGGGGUGGGAAGACUAGGGGAGGAGCCCUGAGCCUGUUGGGGGUGGGACCAGGGACAAGAGGAGGAGCCGAGUGUCAGGUGACCAUAACUCUGACGGCUCCAGUGUCUCAGAGAGAAGCCAGAGAAGAAGAGUGGCUCCGCCUCUUCCUGUUCCUGUUAAAGCUGAGACGUCUCCCCAGCGCUCCCUGAUGAACACUCACGUCAUCAGACCUCGUACCCAGGCCUCAGUCCUUAGCGUCUCCUCUGACAACAGUGUUGGAGACACGCCUGCAUCCAUACACUCAGUCCGCUCUAGAACUCAGCUGGCAGCGAGACCUUGUAGUGGAGGAGCCAUGAGGUCUGGUUCUGGGGCUAGAAGAACCUCAACCGACCGGCCUGGUGGCACUUGGUCUCAGGGAGCCAAGAGUCUUAGAGCAUCAAGCCAACUCCGUGACAUCCAUACUGGCGACAUCCCCAAAGAACCCAAGGACAGAGCACCAGACAGAGGAUACUCUGUAGACACCCACACUGACUCUAUCCACACUAAGGACAGGGGGUAUUCUGUAGACACCCACACUGACUCUAUCCACACUAAGGACAGAGGAUACUCUGUAGACACCCACACUGACUCUAUCCACACUAAGAACAGGGGGUAUUCUGUAGACACCCACACUGACUCUAUCCACACUAAGGACAGGGGGUACUCUGUAGACACCCACACUGACUCUAUCCACACUAAGAACAGUAGGUCAGACAGGGGGUACUCUGUAGACACCCACACUGACUCCAUCCACACUAAGAACAGUAGGUCAGACAGGGGGUACUCUGUAGACACCCACACUGACUCCAUCCACACUAAGAACAGUAGGUCAGACAGGGGGUACUCUGUAGACACCCACACUGACUCUAUCCACACUAAGAACAGUAGGUCAGACAGGGGGUACUCUGUAGACACCCACACUGACUCUAUCCACACUAAGGACAGGGGGUACUCUGUAGACACCCACACUGACUCCAUCCACACUAAGGACAGGGGGUACUCUGUAGACACCUGCAUCUCUACUGACUACAACUCCUCACAUGAGUCCCACAAGGCUGAAGAUAUAGAAGAGGAGCUAUCUGAGGAGGCAGGAGAGGAGCUAUCUGAGGAGGCAGGAGAGGAGCUAACUGAGGAGAGAGGAGAGGAGCUAACUGAGCAGAGAGGAGAGGAGCUAACUGAGGAGAGAGGAGAGCUAGCUAACUGAGGAGGCAGGAGAGCUAGCUAACUGAGAAGGCAGGAGAGCUAGCUAACUGAGGAGGCAGGAGAGCUAGCUAACUGAGGAGGCAGGAGAGCUAGCUAACUGAGGAGGCAGGAGAGCUAGCUAACUGAGGAGGCAGGAGAGCUAGUUAACUGAGGAGGCAGGAGAGCUAGCUAACUGAGGAGGCAGGAGAGCUAGCUAACUGAGGAGGCAGGAGAGCUAGCUAACUGAGGAGGCAGGAGAGCUAGCGAACUGAGGAGGCAGGAGAGCUAGCUAACUGAGGAGGCAGGAGAGCUAGCUAACUGAGGAGGCAGGAGAGCUAGCUAACUGAGGAGGCAGGAGAGCUAGCUAACUGAGGAGGCAGGAGAGCUAGCUAACUGAGGAGGCAGGAGAGCUAGCUAACUGAGGAGGCAGGAGAGCUAGCUAACUGAGGAGGCAGGAGAGCUAGCUAACUGAGGAGGCAGGAGAGCUAGCUAACUGAGGAGGCAGGAGAGCUAGCUAACUGAGGAGGCAGGAGAGCUAGCUAAAGAAGCUAUAGAUGAACUGGGUUCUCUGGGGUUCAGUAAUGAGUAGCAACAUGUCUCUGAGCUGGUAGUUAACAAGCUCCCUGGAUACACCUUCUAGAAGACCCACAUGAAGAAUGUGCUUCCUAGGGACAAAUGUAUCAAGCAUCUCAAGGUAGUGCUGCUGAUCUAGGGUCAGAUAUUCCCUGUCCAUAUGAUCCUAAUUUUGAUAUUAAAGGCAAAACCAGUUCUCCUACUCUAAUGCUGUGUUUACACACUAAUUGGUAUUUUCACCAAUCAGAUCAGUUCUGAAAAUGAUCUGAUAUGAAAAGAUCCUAAGUGAUUGGUCAAAAGACAUGUUAGUGGAAAAGAUAUCAGAAUUGGGCUGCCUGUGUAAACACAGACCAUGAUGCUUCAUACAUAUGGGCCCUGAAAUAGUCUGGUUUACUGAUAGAGCAAUGCUGUGGAGACGGAUAUUGUUAGUCAUUCUGAAUUUGGACGGGCGGGAUGCUUCCAUUUUAAUAUCUCAUUCUGUACGGCACUAGACUAAACUGAAUGUAAUGUUGUAUCAAUCAUUCAUAAAUUCAAAGGGCUAAUUGAAUCAUCUACUUCCAUGUUAGACUAUUAACUGUGUGAGCGGGUUUGGGAAUUCCCUAAUAUGAAUACGUUAUCAAAAAGCAAGACUGUUUUAGUUUAAAAUGUCUUUCCCAAGUUAUUAAAAGGCUUCUGUUUUAUCUAUACAUUCAAUUGUGAAAAUAAUUUAAAUGUGUGUUGAUGAGUUACAUACUACUUAAGUUGUGCAUGAAAAUACCAUUCAAUAUAUGCAAGUCCACAAGGCUACUUACUACACAAUGCCAAAGGGAGCAGGUAGAGAGAUAUUUUGAUGCCUACCCUCAGUCAUGGAUUUCCUGAAUACUGUGGGGAUAUGUUUGAAUUGACUUAGAGCAGGGGGCUUUUCUUACCCCCUCCUAGGCAAACCGGCAACCCAGGGACCAUUAUAUAUUAACAAAAACAAAUUGUCUUAUUAUCAAGUGAAUGAUUAUAGAAAGCAGAAGUAAUCAACAUUUUAAAAUGAAUAGAUUUGGUAGAUAAUUGUUCAUUAUUUUGACCUCCACACGUUAUAAUUGGAAGAGGAAGGGUAAACUCUAACAUAGCGUAUUAUAUGGGGGCGGUAGCCUAGUGGUUAGAGUGUAGAGGGGGCAGCGUAGCCUAGUGGUUAGAGUGUAGGGACGGUAGGUAGCCUAGUGGUUAGAGCGUUGGACUAGUAACCGGAAGGUUGCGAGUUCAAACCCCCGAGCUGACAAGGUACAAAUCUGUCAUUCUGCCCCUGAACAGGCCGUCAUUGAAAAUAAGAAUAUGUUCUUAACUGACUUGCCUGGUUAAAUAAAGCUUAAAUUUUUUUUUUAUAUCUAAAUAUAGAAAGGUAACUCCAAGCCUAAGAGCAGCUGGUUAAACAAAGGUUAGCCAUGUGUUGGCAAAAAUUAAUGUCCAAGUCAAGAAAGCUGACCAGCAGUCAGUGGCACUUACUGUACUGGUAGCCUAUAGAGUCCCACAGUGUUCUAAUACCCAUAAAACCUACUGGUCAAACACAGAAAUGGUUCCAAUUGUCUUUCCACCAAACAUUUUUCACUGGGUGAAUUUGACAAACACUUCAGAUUAAGUGAAGGUUUAUCUUGGCGUGACAUUUUGAGUAACGUGUCAUUCUCGGACAAGGUGACUUUUAUCAAUAUAUUCUCCUCAAUUCAUUGUCAAAAUGUUGAAAUGCUGAUUAGAAACAGAGAAGACCUCGAGAAGACUACAAAUUCCCGCAGAAAGCUCCUGUACAUGUUCACCAGCGUGACCAGAGCCUUUACCCAAUCCAUGAUGAGUACAUUGAAUAAAGUGUUGAACUUC
Messenger RNA from Oncorhynchus keta (chum salmon), 3615 nucleotides. RefSeq names its product clumping factor A-like. The transcript is spliced from 4 exons. Bases 191 to 1225 code for a protein of 344 amino acids. The record is from RefSeq and is a predicted model, not a curated record. NCBI's taxonomy places the organism in Eukaryota, Metazoa, Chordata, Actinopteri, Salmoniformes, Salmonidae.